Salvia hispanica is the source of this 893-nucleotide messenger RNA. Its product is annotated as blue copper protein-like. Gene Ontology annotation, molecular function: electron transfer activity. The record is from RefSeq and is a predicted model, not a curated record. Gene Ontology annotation, cellular component: plasma membrane. NCBI's taxonomy places the organism in Eukaryota, Viridiplantae, Streptophyta, Magnoliopsida, Lamiales, Lamiaceae.
UAACAACUCCAACACAACUCUCUCUCCCACUCUCUCUCAUCAUCAUAUAUAUAAGUAGAUUUUGCAUGAAUCUUGAACAAACAAGCUAAUCAAACCCACAAAAACCCAAGAAGCCAAGAAUUAUCCUUCUAUUUACUAGAAUUAACCCAAAAAAAAAGAUGGCAAAUUUAGGGUUGAUGGUGUUGAUGAUGGCUAUGUGUUGUGGAAUUGGAGGAAUAUCAGCCACGGUUUACACAGUUGGGGAUACCUCCGGUUGGUCUGUGGGUUCUGACUACACCACCUGGGCUGCCGACAAGACCUUCAAAGUUGGCGACACUCUCGUAUUCAACUACGCAUCCGGCCACACUCUUGACGAAGUCUCGAAAAACGACUACGAAUCGUGCACCACCGGCAACUCCAUCACCUCCGACAGCAGCGGCGCCACCUCCAUAACCCUAAAGACCGCCGGCACCCACUACUACAUUUGCGGCAUCCCCGGCCACUGCAGCGGCGGGAUGAAGCUCGCCAUCACCGCGGCCGCAGCCGCGCCAACCGAAGGCGGCAGCAAAGCGGCGCCUUCGGGCACCACCACUUCCCCCACCCCUACCACCACCACCCCUGCCGCCACGACUCCAACCGUAGUCACGAGCCCCACCGGAGGCGCCGCCACGGAGCAUCCUUCAUCCGCCGCCGCAUUUGCUCCGGCUGCGGCGUCGGUUUUGGCCUUUGUCUCUGCGGUGGCGAUUAUGGUUUGAUUUGAGGGGUUUGGGUUUUUACUCUAGCCAGGAUAGAGGCAGUGCUCCUACUUUAAUUUAUUUUCAUGAAUUUGUAUUGUAAUUUUUAUUUAAUUUGGCUCAUGUAAUAUUGUAUGUGGAUGUUUUUUUUUCUAAAAUUAUGUUCAUUUAGUUGCUCUA